UUCAAACAAAAUGCUUGAAGGUGUGGCCAGGAGAUAAGAAUGGAAUUCUGGGACAGACUCCUCUUUAUCCAUCAGCAGCGCUGGAAGAGUCCAGCAGCAGCAGAGGAUUAGGAGAGACUACCAAGAAGCAGUGCUCUCUCCUAACUGGUCAACACCAUGGUUCAGCUUCAAGUCUUCAUUUCAGGCCUCCUGCUGCUUCUCCCAGGUGCUGUGGCUUCUUAUACGGUAGUGCAGGGUCACUCUGUCACACUUCCGUGUAUCUAUUCAACAACAUACCGUGAUGAAAUCGUUCCCACAUGUUGGGGUCGAGGAGAAUGCCGCUCUUCUUAUUGUAUGAGGUCACUUAUCUGGACCAAUGGUUAUAAGGUCACAUAUCAGAGGAGCAAUCGAUACCAGCUAAAGGGGAAUAUUUCAGAAGGAAAUGUGUCCUUGACCAUAGAGAACACUGUUGUGAGUGACAGUGGUCCUUACUGUUGUAUAGCAGAGAUACCUGGAGCAUUCUAUUUUGUCGACUAUCUGUUGGAGGUUAAAGCAGAACUUCCAACAAGUCCCCCAACAAGACCCACCAAUACAGGAAGACCAACAACUACAAGACCCACAACUACAGGAAGACCCACAACUACAGAAAGACCCACAACUACAGGAAGACCCACAACUACAGAAAGACCCACAACUACAGAAAGACCCACAACUACAGAAAGACCCACAACUACAGAAAGACCCACAGCUAUUUCAACAAGAUCCACACAUGUACCAACAUCAACCAGAGUCUCUACCUCUACUCCUCCAACACCAGAACAAACACAGACUCACAAAUCAGAAGCCACUACAUAUUAUCCAGAUCAGACAACAGCUGAGGUGACAGAAGCCCCAUCCUAUACUCCUACAGACUGGAAUAACACUGCAACAUCCUCAGAUGACUCUUGGAAUAGUGACACUGAAGCAAUCCCUCCACAGAAGCUGCAGAGAAACCCGACUAAGGGCUUCUAUGUUGGCAUGUCCUUUGCAGCCCUGCUGCUGCUGCUGCUUGUGAGCGCCGUGGCUAUCACCAGGUACAUGGUAAUGAGAAAGAAUCCCGGCUCUCUGAGCUUGGUUGCCUUCCCAGUCUCUAAGAUUAGAGCUUCCCAAAAUAAGGUGGUGGAGCAGGCCAGAAUUGAAGACGAGGUCUACAUUAUUGAAGACAGUCCUUACUCUGAAGAAGAGUCCUAGUGGCCCUCUGAGGUGCCUUCUGUCUGAGAUUAAAGAAAUUGUCGGGGGCUGGAGAGAUGGCUCAGAGGUUAAGAGCACUGUCUGCUCUUCCAGAGGU
Molecule: messenger RNA, 1306 nt
Organism: Rattus rattus (black rat)
Lineage: Eukaryota; Metazoa; Chordata; Mammalia; Rodentia; Muridae
Product: T-cell immunoglobulin and mucin domain-containing protein 2
Exons: 9
Coding region: 157-1209 (350 amino acids)
Biological process (GO): positive regulation of mast cell activation; phagocytosis, engulfment
Cellular component (GO): cell surface
Molecular function (GO): phosphatidylserine binding; virus receptor activity
Source: RefSeq, a predicted model, not a curated record